Coregonus clupeaformis (lake whitefish) is the source of this 675-nucleotide messenger RNA. RefSeq names its product fatty acid-binding protein, liver. The transcript has 4 exons. Gene Ontology annotation, biological process: fatty acid transport. NCBI's taxonomy places the organism in Eukaryota, Metazoa, Chordata, Actinopteri, Salmoniformes, Salmonidae. The coding region runs from base 161 to 541 and encodes 126 amino acids. Gene Ontology annotation, cellular component: cytosol; nucleus. The record is from RefSeq and is a predicted model, not a curated record. Gene Ontology annotation, molecular function: fatty acid binding.
GGUGGGGAGAAAGGGAGAGAGAAAGAGGGAGGAGAGAGUUAUUUCUUAAUAAAGACACUUGUCACAACAUAUUGAUUUAGCAUCCAUUUGCCUUGAGUUUGAACAACUGCCUGCUGCUAAUCCCAAUACUGAGCUGGACAACAGGACCACUGAGCUGGACAUGGCAUUCAAUGGAAAAUGGAAAAUCCACAGUCAGAAUAACCAUGAAGAGUUUCUUAAAGCAAUGGCUGUCCCUGAGAUGUUGGUCAAAAUGAUCAAGGGUGUCAAGCCAACGACAAUAAUUGAGCAGAAGGGUGACAACUUCACCAUCAGAGUUGAGACUCCUCUCCGUACUGUCACCAACUCAUUCACUAUAGGGAAUGAGGCAGAAAUCACUGCCAUGGAUGGGAGAAAGUUUAAGUGUACUGCCAGACUGGAGGAUGGGAAGCUCAUCUGCGAUACAGAAAAGUUCUCCCACGUCCGAGAAAUCCAAGGGGAGGACAUGGUUGAGACUAUCACUGCGGCCUCUACAACCCUAACCAGGAUAAGCAAGAGAGUCUGAUCUCUAAAGCCACAGAGACAAGGAUUACAUUUUCAAUUAAUUAAUUUAAUUAAAAUACCUUUUAUCUCAGUUAAUAUAAUAGCUAUAGUGGUGUAAUGCAAAAUAUUACAUUAAAAAGACAAAUGACUCAAUAA